Molecule: messenger RNA, 1741 nt
Organism: Ruditapes philippinarum (Manila clam)
Lineage: Eukaryota; Metazoa; Mollusca; Bivalvia; Venerida; Veneridae
Product: zinc finger protein 492-like
Exons: 2
Cellular component (GO): nucleus
Molecular function (GO): protein binding
Source: RefSeq, a predicted model, not a curated record
AUUUAUGCAAAUGGCAAGCCGAGCCAUUUUGUGGAUGCUAGAGAUAAAGUCACUUCAAACUGGAUGAGAUAUGUUAAUUGUGCACCCAGUGAAUCUGAACAAAAUCUUGUAGCAUUUCAAUUCAAGGGCAAUAUUUAUUAUCGGUCAUACAAAACAAUAUUCCCUGGAACUGAACUGCUUUGCUGGUAUGGCAAUGAAUAUGGGAGGGAACUCGGACUUGUGCGUGACAAAAACCUACUUAUCAGACCUAAACUUGUAAAUGGACAAGAGUGCUUUUCCUGUGUGUAUUGUAAAUCAUCAUUUACCACUGCAGUUUAUAAUGUUAGACAUCUCCUUCGCAUGCAUGGUAGAAACAAACUCUCUCAAACUGAUAUUCAAGUGCUUGAUGCAUGGCUGCGAAAAAAUGAUGCAGAGGAAUAUUCUAAAGAAAGGCAGAAAAAACGUUAUAUUGGUGUAAAAAAUCACUCUGAACAACCUACAAAACCAAAUAAAAAUUUUCAGUAUGAAGGUCCACAUCAAAAUGCUGAAGAAAAAUUGUGGAAGGAAAAUAAUCUUUAUUGUACAAAUAGUAAAAGUGCAGUAUAUAAAAGUAAACAUGAGGGAGAGAAAUGUUAUAAAUGUGAUGUUUGUGAUUAUGCAUGUAAUACAAGUGGUUAUCUUAAGACACAUAAGAGAAUACAUACAGGAGAGAAAUGUUUUAAAUGUGAUGUAUGUGAUUAUGCAUUUAAUACAAGUAGUAAUCUAAAGACACAUAAGAGAAUACAUACAGGAGAGAAAAGUUAUAAAUGUGAUGUUUGUGAUUAUGCAAGUAUUGAUUGGGGUAAUUUACAGAAACAUAAGAGAAUACAUACAUUAGAGAAAUGUUUUAAAUGUGAUGUUUGUGAUUAUGCAUGUAAUCAAAGUGGUACUCUAAAGAGACAUAAGAGAAUACAUACAGGAGAGAAAUGUUAUAAAUGUGAUGUUUGUGAUUAUGCAUGUAAUCAAAGUUGUGCUCUAAGGAAACAUAAGAGAAUACAUACAGGAGAGAAAUGUUUUAAAUGUGAUGUUUGUGAUUAUGCAUUUAAUACAAGUAGUAAUCUAAAGACACAUAAGAGAAUACAUACAGGAGAGAAAUGUUAUAAAUGUGAUGUUUGUGAUUAUGCAAGUAAUGAUUGGGGUAAUUUACAGAGACAUAAGAGAAUACAUACAGGAGAGAAAUGUUAUAAAUGUGAUGUUUGUGAUUAUGCAUGUAAUUCAAGUGGUAAUCUAAAGACACAUAAGAGAAUACAUACAGGAGAGAAAUGUUAUAAAUGUGAUGUUUGUGAUUAUGCAAGUAAUCAUAGUUGUGCUCUAAAGACACAUAAGAGAAUACAUACAGGAGAGAAAUGUUAUAAAUGUGAUGUUUGUGAUUAUGCAUGUAAUCAAAGUGGUUAUCUAAAGACACAUAAGAGAAUACAUACAGGAGAGAAAUGUUAUAAAUGUGAUGUUUGUGAUUAUGCAAGUAAUCAAAGUGGUGCUCUAAAGACACAUAAGAAAAAACAUACAGAGAAAUUCUUAGAAAAAAUAGAAUAAGUUUAGAAUCUGACUUUAAUGAUGUUUGAUGUUGUUUUUUGGUGUGUGUUCACAAAAAGUGCCAAAAGUAGUCUACCUCAUGUUUUAGAACACAUUUAAUGAAAAUAAUGAAUCUAGAAUGAAUUUGUGUCAAAGAAUAUGUCUAAACUUUCACUGCUGCACAUUAACUUAGUCAUUUGCCUUUGAAAAA